Nannospalax galili (Upper Galilee mountains blind mole rat) is the source of this 2498-nucleotide messenger RNA. RefSeq names its product fibroblast growth factor receptor substrate 3 (gene Frs3). Gene Ontology annotation, cellular component: cytoplasm. The record is from RefSeq and is a predicted model, not a curated record. NCBI's taxonomy places the organism in Eukaryota, Metazoa, Chordata, Mammalia, Rodentia, Spalacidae. The transcript is spliced from 6 exons. Gene Ontology annotation, biological process: cell surface receptor protein tyrosine kinase signaling pathway. The coding region runs from base 643 to 2142 and encodes 499 amino acids.
AGGAUUUAGGGGGUGGGAGUUGGUGUUGGUGGUGGGGGAAUGAAAAAUUCCCCCAGAAGCUUCAUAGCAACACAACAGCCCAGAAUAUUGGUUUCUUGAAUCCUAAGAUGAUCCUCUUGUUUGUGUCUGUGUGUAUUCUUUUGUGGAAAGAAAACUUUGUAGAGCUAAAAGUCUCUGCAAGGGUGAAGUGGUGUUUGGAUGCAGCUUGUAACAGGAUUCAGAGGGGAUCUAAAGGUGACUUUGAACUAAAGGUGCCAGGCAUCUCGGAGUUCAAAGUCAUUGGUACUUAGGGGAGUUCCCCUUCUUGGGUCUUAGAAUUUAUGAUCCUUUUGCCAUGGUCUUGUUUGAUUUUGACCCAGUAGGACCUGAAGCAGAUAAAUCCAGGUGGGGAUAUACUGAUAGCAAGUCAGUUUGAUGAAAAGUUGGUGGUGAGACUAGGCUUCCAUUAAUGCACGGUCUCUAUCUCCUGUGCUAGGUGAGCCCCAGGUGUGACCCACAGGGAUCCAGGUGACUUCUCUGCAGACUAUUUGCCAUGACAUCCCACCAAGGACAGGGGGAAUAAAGUGGGACUCCUUCCCCAUGCCCCUCCCAUGGUCAGCUCCCCGAUGGCCUGGGUGAGGGCAGGUUGGCUGCUCUGACACCAUGGGGACCUGCUGUAGCUGCCUGAACAGAGACAGCGUGCCAGACAACCACCCUACCAAGUUCAAGGUAACAAAUGUGGAUGACGAAGGGGUGGAGCUGGGCUCAGGGGUGAUGGAGCUGACACAGAGUGAGCUGGUGCUGCACCUGCAGCGGCGGGAAUCCGUCCGCUGGCCCUACCUCUGCCUGCGGCGCUAUGGCUUUGACUCCAAUCUCUUCUCUUUUGAGAGUGGCCGCCGCUGUCAGACAGGCCAGGGAAUCUUUGCAUUCAAGUGCUCCCGGGCCGAGGAGAUCUUCAACCUGCUUCAGGACUUGAUGCAGUGCAACAGCAUCAAUGUGAUGGAAGAGCCGGUCAUCAUCACCCGCAACAGCCACCCACCAGAGCUUGACCUCCCUCGGGGCCCUCCACAGUCCACUGCUUUAGGCUACGCCGUCUCCAGCUUAUCCAAUGGCUUCCCUGGCUGCCCUGGAGAAGGCCUCCGAUUCUCUGCCCCUCGGCGAUCCUCAACAAGCAGCUUGAGACACCCCUCCCUUGGGGAAGAGUCCACCCACGCCCUCAUAGCCCCUGAUGAGCAGUCCCACACCUAUGUCAACACACCAACGGGUGAGGAGGACCACCGCAGGAGUCGCCACUGCCUGCAGCCACUGCCUGAGGGCCGGGCACCCUUCCCACCACAGCCACGGGGUCCGGACCAGCGGGACCCUCAGGUGUUCUUGCAGCCAGGCCAGGUGAAGUUUGUGUUGGGUCCCACUCCUGCUCGGCGACAGGUGAUGAAGUGCCAGAGCCUCUGCCCCAGCCUGCAGGACCCUCCCCACAACAAUAACAACGAGGGCCCUUCUGAGUGCCCAGCCCAGCCAAAAUGCACCUAUGAGAAUGUCAGCAGCUGCGAGAAUGUCAGUGGGCUGCGGCGAGGGGCUGGCUGGAGACUGAGCCCAGAGGAGCCAGGCUGGGGUGGUCUGGCCCACCGUCGGGCUGCCCUGCUGCACUAUGAGAACCUGCCCCCUCUGCCCCCUGUUUGGGAGAGCCAAGCUCAGCAGCUGGCUGGGGAGGCUGGAGAUGAUGGGGACUCCAGGGAUGGGCUCACACCCUCCUCCAAUGGCUUCCCUGAUGGUGAGGAGGACGAGACCCCCUUACAGAAACCCACCAGCACCCGUGCCACCAGCCGUAGCCACAGCAGCUUCCCUGUCCCACUGACCCGCCGCCGAGGCUCCCCGAGAGUCUUCAACUUUGAUUUCCGCCGGUCGGGCCCUGAGCCUCCAAGGCAGCUCAACUACAUCCAGGUGGAGCUCAAGGGCUGGGGCACCGACCGACCCAAGGGGCCCCAGAACCCCGCAGUGUCCGGAGCCCCUGGGUCCACCUCUCACCCUGCCCGCAGCUCAGACUCCUAUGCCGUGAUUGACCUCAAGAAGACCGUGGCCAUGUCCAACCUGCAGAGGGCCCUGCCCCGAGACGAUGGCACCAUCAGGAAGACACGGCACAACAGCACCGACCUGCCUCUGUAGACCUGGUCCUCCACCGCCACUGCCUGCCACACCUGCCAGCCCAUGAUGCAGGGCUGCUUUGCAGAAGGCACUGAGGUGGACCAGAUGCUUCCCUGCACUUCUGGAGUCCCCAAAGAUGUCAGCCACUGAGUGUCCAGGUCCCCAAGCCAGGGAGAGGAGAGGGCAAGCGGGUGAGGAGGGAGCCAGGGCGUAAACUGAAAGGUUCCCACAGCUGCAUUUCGCACCCUCCCCUUCCAUCCAUCUGUCCUGUCUGUCUGUCAUCUGUCCCUGUGGUUUGUUUCUUUUUGUUUGGUUGGUUGUUUUUUGUUUUGUUUUUGGGUUUUUUGGUUGAAAUUUGGAAAUAUUUUGUACUUGUU